Ceratitis capitata (Mediterranean fruit fly) is the source of this 636-nucleotide messenger RNA. It is a transcript of the gene lin-52, whose product is annotated as protein lin-52 homolog. The record is from RefSeq and is a predicted model, not a curated record. The transcript is spliced from 5 exons. The coding region runs from base 113 to 490 and encodes 125 amino acids. Gene Ontology annotation, cellular component: DRM complex. Gene Ontology annotation, biological process: regulation of DNA-templated transcription. NCBI's taxonomy places the organism in Eukaryota, Metazoa, Arthropoda, Insecta, Diptera, Tephritidae.
CAGAUUUUGAAGACACUGAAACAAAGCGGCGUGACGUCAUAUACAUAUAGAUUAAAAUUUUUCAUUCUUCGUUUGCGUGAUCUGAUUUUGACAUGUUCUUGUUUGACAUUUAAUGUCGAACUCAAACCGAAAUCGUACGCUUUUGAAAGGUUCUAUGAUAAAGGAAGACUCACCAGAGGAUGGUUUGUAUUCGCUGGAGAAACUGCGUACUUCCCCUGAAUUAUGGCCUGAAAAAAUUCCAGGUAUAAGUAAUUUCAUCGCAAUGAGUGACACCCCCAUACGGACACCAGUACCUCAGUGGUCGAAAGACCUCUCGCAGGAAGACAUAAAUGCUAUGAUACAGCUAAGCAAUAUGCCGUUUAGUAGUCUGAUUAUGGAGAUAAAGAAAAUGUACGAUGAAGCAUAUCAGUUAGGUGUUUCCGAGGCCAAAGAAAUGACACGUGGCAAAUAUUUGGGAAUUUUCAAUAAUGCAAAAAAGAAAUCUAUAUGAUAUAAAAAUUUCACUUAAUUUUAGUUUGAUUCAAAUAUUUGCAAUCGUUUUAAAAAUAAUAGAUUUAUACAAAAUAGUUUUUAUAGUGACAACACUACUAGACUUUUACGAGUACAAAUGCAUUAUUAUUAGCAAAAAAAAAAAAA